GCCAUGCCUACUUACUCCUUCUACGAAACCCAGCUAGCCGUUCUUGCUGCUUUUUGUAUACUAGCAGUCCUUUUUGAACGCCGUCAAGCAGCCAAAAAGAACGAAAAACCAGGCGGUCAUGCCAAGUCUCUUUCGCAAGCAGCAAACGCAGCCGAAAAUGGCACCACCAACGGAUCGUUAGGCUGGAAACGCUCCUCUUCAGCCUCCGCAUUAUCUCGGCAGUACCUCAUCGUAUAUGGCAUCGUUAUGUGCGCCGAUUGGCUCCAGGGCCCGUAUGUCUACUCCCUGUACAGGGAACAGUACGACCUUCCCGAACGCAUCGUUGCUAGCCUUUUCGUUACGGGCUUCUUGUCUGGUGGACUCACAGCACCUAUCGUAGGCGCAUGGGCAGAUCAACAUGGAAGAAGACGAAUCUGUCAAGCAUUCUGCGUGACUUACACGCUAUCGUGUGUUGCAAUCCUCUUCAACUCCUUGCCUAUACUCUACACAGGGCGUAUCCUCGGAGGCAUAUCGACGUCCAUCCUCUUUUCCGCAUUUGAGUCAUGGUUGGUCUCCUCCGCGAAUAACCAGGGAGUCGAGCAGUCUGAGCUCAGCUCAAUCUUUGGACGAGCAACACUUGUAAAUGGCUUCGUUGCAUUUUCCGCGGGAAUCGUGAGCAACAAAAUUGUUGGCACUUUCGAGACCUUCGCCGCACCCUUCAUUGCCAGCGGAAUGCUGCUUGUCCUCGGUUGGGUUGCUAUUAAGUCCCUUUGGGGCGAAAACUUCGGCAAUGGCGGUGGCAAGGAAGUCUACUCGGACCCAUUUCAACUUAAACGGCUCGGUCAAGCAUGGUCUAUCGUACGGAACGAUCCCACACUCCUCACUCUCGGCCUCACUCAAACAUGCUUCGAAGGGUCCAUGUACCUCUUCGUCUUCGCCUGGGUCCCAGCACUCCAAGAAUCCUCCCGUCCCGACGAAGUCCUUCCCCUAGGCUACAUUUUCUCCGCAUACAUGGUCUCCAUGAUGCUCGGCUCCCUCUUCUACACCGCCGCAGCAUCGCUCGCCAUUACUCCAAGUAACUCACCGAAUCUCAAAGCCAGCAGCAGCGGCAACGAUGCAUCUGAUAACAGCCUUACGCUACACGCAAAGCUGAGUUCGCUUGUGUGUACGCUUGGUGCGAUGGCCCUUGCAGUUAGUGUUACUACUGCGGAUGUGAGGUACCGGUUUUGGGCGUUUUGUUUGUUUGAGGCUUGUGUGGGGGUGUAUUAUCCUGUGCAGGGUAUGCUCCGGGGAUCGCUUAUUUCGAAUGACCACCGCGCCACGCUUUCGUCUCUCUUCCGUGUUCCGUUGAACGUAUUCGUCGUUACAGCGCUCAUGACGGGCGUCUCCUCCGCACGUCUAUACGUUUUCGCUGGAUGUGCGUUCGUUCUUGCAACCUCUGCGAUUAUGACCGGCCUUGUCGUCGUCCCGCGUACGGAAAACGUUCCGGUCACUCUACGUUCUGCGUAAUUGUCUUUCUUUUUUCAAAAAUAAUUACCCUAUUUUUUUCUUUUUCUUUCUGCCUACGUGCCCAUCCCAUAAACCUUACACUGCUCAGGUCAUUAAACAAACAUUUCAAGACCUUAGCUUUCUUUAGAGGACCUUGCUUUUUUCACAUUUUUUUAUUACUGAACAUAUGGAGACUGGACUUAAAAAAAGUAUGCUAGAUAGUUAAUCGUUGUGUGUAUAUACAGUAACUUCUUUCGCUCGUUCUUUUCUUUCUGAUAUAUAC
Messenger RNA from Fomitiporia mediterranea MF3/22, 1750 nucleotides. RefSeq names its product DUF791-domain-containing protein. Gene Ontology annotation, cellular component: membrane. Bases 4 to 1488 code for a protein of 494 amino acids. Gene Ontology annotation, molecular function: molybdate ion transmembrane transporter activity. The transcript is spliced from 5 exons. Gene Ontology annotation, biological process: molybdate ion transport. NCBI's taxonomy places the organism in Eukaryota, Fungi, Basidiomycota, Agaricomycetes, Hymenochaetales, Hymenochaetaceae. The record is from RefSeq and is a predicted model, not a curated record.